GCCGGAAGUGCGGACAGUUUAGUCGACGGAUGCGUCGGGAGUCUCUCGGCUUUUAUACAGGAGAAGCAACACGUUCUUCUCAAAAUCUUAAGAGAAGGCUUUACUGAGAUGUCUGCGUCUUUGAUCCGGAAAGGCCUGGAUCUGUUCAGCGAUGAUAUAAAAGAUGAAACAAAGACAGAAAGACAGAAAAAGAAGAAAAAAGCAGGAGCUGAAGUAAUGGAGCAGAUUAGCUCCAACAGGAUUGGGGUCAAGCGGCAAGUACAGAGAAUACGAGGCAUGGUUGGCAAGAAGAAGAACCAGGCCACCGUGAAGAGCAAACUUGUUAAGUCGGCUGUCGAGGAAUAUAAGAAAAGAGCAAAUAACAGUCAUCUAGAAAACAACCUGAAGUAUAUGCUGUAUGCAAGGUUUACUCCUGACUGUUCCAUAACAGAGAAGGUUGUACACCAGAAUUAUGGCAGAAAAUCCCGUGAUCAGCCUAAUCAAAAGAAGGAAAAUAAAUCUGAGAAGUCUAUGUUCACAGAAGCAGAUUUCCAGCAUUUCCAGAAGGAUUACUUUGGACGUCAAGUGGAGAGGAAAUAAGAUUUUACAAGACACUACCUGAAAAGGUGCCUUUGCUGCUUUAUGAGUGUUAAUGUGUAACAGAUGAAUUCAGCCUGAAUGUUUUGGAAUGAACUUAUUUCUCUUCGAGAGAGGGAUCAAUUUGGAGAAAUACAUAAAUGAAUAUGUGCCAAAAUAUAAAUCUGUUACCAUUCAAGAAUGAAGAGAGAUGACAGAAAAUGAUGGGGGCCAGUUGUGCUCUAGUAAAAUGUACAGAAUGUGAUGUACUGAAGUUUAUAACUACCACCUACUGUGAAUAUCUUCUUUCAUUUUUUAUUGUCUUGGUAAAGUCAAUACACUUUACGUUAUGAUUAUUGUUAGGGAGGAAAAAAAAACACGAAUGAAAAAAGUUGGUAUAAUUUCAGUCAUGAAUUGCAUUGGUAUAAUUUCAUUUUGUAAAUUACUUGGCAACCUUUUUGGAUACUGGCAAUAAGCAGAAGGAAGUACUAAACUUUUAUUCAUAUAUAAAAAAUAAUAAUAAUGGAAUUGGUUUACUCUGCCUGCAUGGAUGAUCUAGCCUUCUGCAGUGUACAUUUAAAAAAAAAAA
Polypterus senegalus (gray bichir) is the source of this 1144-nucleotide messenger RNA. RefSeq names its product ribosomal protein S19 binding protein 1 (gene rps19bp1). NCBI's taxonomy places the organism in Eukaryota, Metazoa, Chordata, Cladistia, Polypteriformes, Polypteridae. Bases 109 to 579 code for a protein of 156 amino acids. Gene Ontology annotation, molecular function: enzyme binding. The transcript has 4 exons. Gene Ontology annotation, cellular component: nucleolus. The record is from RefSeq and is a predicted model, not a curated record.